Messenger RNA from Chironomus riparius, 1472 nucleotides. NCBI's taxonomy places the organism in Eukaryota, Metazoa, Arthropoda, Insecta, Diptera, Chironomidae. The record is from the annotation of a GenBank genome assembly.
CGACAUUUCAUCGAUGUGAAGUUAUAAUUUUUCUUAAAAAAGUUUUAGUAAUUAACUUUAGGAAUUUUUUGUUUUUGGAAAUUCUCUUUUGCUAAUCAAUCAUGUCUCGAGAACAAUUAGAUAUGGCUGUUCCAAUAUCUUUGGAAGCAGCCAGUAGUUAUUACCGUGAAAACAUGGAAAGCAUUUUAAAAUCCGUUUCUGAUACUACAAUUAAUUCAAAUACUUAUGAAAGGAAUCAAGAAGUUGAAGAUUGUUACUCAAUUUCUUCAACAUCAACCGCAUCUGAUUCAGAUAUCGAAGAUCAAGUACAAAUAAGUAAAACCAUAUCUAAUAAAAAUAAUCAAAGUUUUAGUGCAGCUCAGGGAUUGGAAAUAGUUCAACAAAAAAGCACUGAUAACGAAGUAAAUCUCCAUAAUAAGCUUCAGAAUAUUAACUCAGUCGCCAUUAAAAACUCGAAUGAUGUACAUAUUGGAAAUAAAACAUUUUUUAAUGGACCCGUUACGAUAAAACACAUAGUUUUAAAUAGUGAAAAUAAUAAUGAUCAUAAUAGUAAUGUAAAAUCAUUUGGAGCUGUAAACCAAGGAUUUGAAGGAUCUCUCAACAAAUUAUCUAUAGAUGACGAUAAAAAUAAGAAUACAAAACGGAAAGAUAUUAUUAUACUAAAACCCGAUGAGGAACACACCAGUAAAUUGAUCACCACUUUCUUUACUAGAAAAAAAAUACUGACUGUGACAUCAGCUUUAUUAAUUUUAACAACUCUUGCAAUAGUACUUGUUCUCAUACUUAAUAAAGCUGAAGAUGAUAAGAACGAAACAAGUGUGCUGAAAAUAAUUUCAAAGAAUGAGUGGGGCGCUGUACCUAUAAAUGAUACACUUGAUGACUUGAUCCUUCCUCUCAGCAGAAUCAUAAUUUGUCACACAGUCACUAAAGAAUGUUUAACAAAGGACACAUGCUUAGAAAAUGUACAGUUUAUGCAAAAAUUGCAUCUUGGGCCAGAUUUUAAGUUUUCCGAUAUAGGAUACAAUUUUAUUAUUGGUGGAGAUGGAAAUGUUUAUGAAGGUCGAGGAUGGUAUAAACAAGGAGCUCACACUUCGGGCUAUAAUCGAGGAAGCAUCGGAAUCGCAUAUAUAGGAAAUUUUUCUAAUAAAUUACCAAAUAAAAAACAGUUGGCUGCUGGUCUUGCUUUAAUUGCUGAAGGCAUAAAAAAGAAGAUUUUUUCAAGCGAAUAUGAAGUAUUUGGAGCCUCACAGCUUAGAAACACUCAAAGUCCCGGAGAAGAAUUCUUAACAUUAAUUAAAACAUGGCCUCAUGCAUCUCAACUUUGAAACGAAAAGUGAAUGAAAUUUACACACAUUUAAAAAAGAGACCAGAUCAUAAUGUUCUCAUUAUAUAAUUCUUCAUUAAGUGCUUACUACUACUACUAGUAUACUAUUUUUAUUUACGAUGUUUGAAGUGUCAUUUCAUUAAGAGAA